GAAUACCUGCUUUAUCUACUUAUUUUUUUCCAACUACACACGCUUGUCUUGGCUCCAAGGUUUAUCAGAAACAAAGAAGAAAUAGGCUGGAUUACAUAAAAAUAUGUUUCAGGCAGAUUAACACAUUACUUAUUCCUCAUUAAAGAUCUGUCUUAACCAAAGAGCUAAGAAGUUUGAAUCAGGCCUGGCUUGGAGAAAGGCGGCCACCCCCCUCUUCUCUUUCUCCAAGGCGAUUUUCCAAUCCUAGUCAAAUGGUGGUGCUAGUUCUUUAUUUUUGAGUGGCUGCAUUUCCUAAUUUCAUGGUCGUAGCAGCCUGUGUACAGGCUCAGAACGGCUCUCCCCCCAGCUGAAAAUGCAGACUCCAGGCUCAGAAGCUCCUCACCGGGCUUGAAAGGGUCCCACUCCUUUCUCCUGCCCUUUCUAUAGCAUCAGAGGACACUGUCUGAGUGACUUUCUUCUCUACAAGUGGCCCGUCGGCUGCUGAGCCUUCUGCCGUGCGGGGAGAAAAAUAUGCGCCUCUCCAGUGGCCACUGACCAUGACCAUGACCCUCCACACGAAAGCGUCCGGCAUGACUAUGCUGCACCAGAUCCAAGGGAACGAGCUGGAACCGCUGAGCCGCCCACAGCUCAAGAUCCCCCUGGAGCGGCCCCUGGGCGACAUGUACGUGGACAGCAGCAAGCCCGCCAUGUACAGCUACCCCGAGGGGGCCGCGUACGACUUCAACGCCGCGGCCGCCGCUUCCGCGCCCGGCUACGGCCAGUCUGGCCUCGCUUACGGCCCGGUGGCUGAGGCGGCGGCGUUCGGCGCCAACGGCAUGGGGGGCUUCCCGCCGCUCACCAGCGUGUCCCCGAGCCCGCUCAUGCUCCUGCACUCACCGCCGCAACUCUCGCCCUUCCUGCACCCGCAUGGCCAGCAGGUGCCCUACUACCUGGAGAACGAGCAGGGCGGCUACGCUGUGCGCGAGCCCGGCCCGCCGGCGUACUACAGGCCCAAUUCAGAUAACCGGCGCCAGGGUGACAGAGAGAGAUUGGCUAGUACUGGUGACAAGGGAAACAUGUCCAUGGAAUCUGCCAAGGAGACUCGCUACUGUGCGGUGUGCAAUGACUAUGCCUCAGGCUACCAUUAUGGAGUUUGGUCCUGUGAGGGCUGUAAGGCCUUCUUCAAGAGAAGUAUUCAAGGGCAUAAUGACUACAUGUGUCCGGCCACUAACCAGUGCACGAUCGAUAAGAACAGGAGGAAGAGCUGUCAGGCCUGUCGGCUACGCAAGUGCUACGAAGUUGGAAUGAUGAAAGGUGGGAUUCGGAAAGACCGGAGAGGAGGGAGAAUGUUGAAGCACAAGCGCCAGAGGGAUGAUGGGGGAGGCAGGAAUGAAGCGGGGACGUCUGGAGAUAUGAGAUCAGCCAGCCUUUGGCCAGGCCCGCUCUUGAUUAAGCACACCAAGAAAAACAGCCCAGCUUUGUCCCUGACAGCUGAUCAGAUGGUCAGUGCCUUGUUGGAGGCAGAGCCUCCCUUAAUCUAUUCUGAGUACGACCCUACCCGGCCCUUCAGUGAGGCUUCCAUGAUGGGCUUACUAACCAACCUGGCUGACAGAGAGCUGGUUCACAUGAUCAACUGGGCCAAGAGGGUGCCAGGCUUUGUGGAUUUGACCCUCCAUGAUCAGGUACACCUUCUGGAAUGUGCCUGGCUAGAGAUUCUGAUGAUUGGUCUCGUCUGGCGCUCAAUGGAGCACCCAGGAAAGCUCCUGUUUGCCCCCAACUUGCUGCUGGACAGAAACCAGGGGAAAUGCGUGGAGGGGAUGGUGGAAAUCUUUGACAUGCUGCUGGCUACGUCAUCUCGGUUCCGAAAGAUGAACCUCCAGGGAGAGGAGUUUGUGUGCCUCAAAUCUAUCAUUUUGCUGAAUUCUGGGGUGUACACAUUUCUGUCCAGCACUCUGAAGUCUCUGGAAGAGAAGGACCACAUCCACCGUGUGCUGGACAAGAUCACAGACACCUUGAUCCACCUGAUGGCCAAAGCAGGCCUCAGUCUGCAGCAGCAGCACCGGCGCCUGGCCCAGCUCCUUCUCAUUCUCUCCCAUAUCAGGCACAUGAGUAACAAAGGCAUGGAGCAUCUCUACAGCAUGAAGUGCAAGAACGUGGUGCCUCUGUACGACCUGCUGUUGGAGAUGCUGGAUGCUCACCGGCUGCAUGCCCCGACCAACCGUGGGGGCGCCCCCAUGGAGGAGACCAACCAGAACCAGCUGGCUACCAUGGGUUCCACUUCAUCGCAUUCCAUGCAACCCUAUUACAUCACUGGGGAGGCAGAAAGUUUGCCCACCACUCUGUGAGAACGCCCAGGUCCCCCAAGGUUCUGAGAAUCCCUGCAGCCUUCUCCCACUUCACGCAUCACUUCAGCGGAAUUCUGUCUCUCCUUCCACUCUGGCAUGCCUCCAGCACAGUAGUUUUCUCUGACGAGUGGCCAUUCAUUGCUUGUUCGGUUCUUAGUGGCACAGCUUCCAUUGGGAACAGCCAAAGGGAUUCCGGGGCUAAAGACUUGGUAACAGCCUCCUGACCCCUUUGCUCGAUUACUAAGACUCAGUCUAAAAGCUGGGGCUCAGAUGACUUUGUGCAUUUAAGCUACUUGUUGAGACUCAGGCCUGGAGAGGUGGACCUUUCACCUCUGUGAAGCACUUUUUAAUGGUUCGAAGCCUACGCACAGGAAAGAAUUUAAAGCAGCUCUUUUUUUGCUGACUUGGAGAAAGCGAGGUCAAAGUUUCAUCCUCUUGUGUUCCUAUAGUAACGUAUCAUUUUAUUAAAGUAAUACCUUGAAGCUUGUGCCCUUUUGCAUGGCUGUAGCAGAAUACUCAGUGAUUGUUCAUUUCCCCUAUAGGAAUACAAGAUGCACACAGGGAUGUAAGAUGCCCUAAUUGUCCAACUAUGUCAACUUAAUACAACACACCUUCAGCCUUGCUGAACACUCUCCCAUUGGCUUUUGAGAGCACGAAGCACAGGCUGUGGGCUCUGGUUAAUUCUUGCUUCCCAUGGCUCUGUGGAAAACAGCAAGUUGAUCCCAGUUAGGUCACCUCCACAUAUACCCGUCGCCCUAUAUCGGGGAUAAAUUUUUCUUUUUUUAAAGAAAGUCUUCUCCCCCCAGGACGCGCAGUAGAAUCGGCUUCAGGAUCUGUACUGGUGUUGUCUCACAGUUACCAGCAGAGGGUGCUCUGCUUGGCUUGUCAGGGUGGACCGGUGACUUAGAAAGGAAUUAGUCACAUAUAGUGCCCCUGCGUGCAACCAAGGGCAGUUUAAAUGAGCGGGCACCCUGGUGAGGCUUUAAUACUGGGGCACUGGGCUGACUAGUGAAAGUACUAAGGAACGAGAAUGAAAUCAGGGUAGAAACUGGGUGAAACUGUGAGGCUCAGGCCGCCUUGUGAGCAGAGCUCACAUGUGCACUGGGAGUGGCUCUGGCAUCUCCAAGGUGUUUGCUUCUGCUUCAUUGCUGAACUGGCCCUGGUCGGAAAGAGCAGCAGUAGACGGCUACAUUCCUGCAUGCCCGUGGCACGCUGAGGGGUAAGGGGGGACCGUGGAUGAGGCAGGGUCAGGAGCGCUCCCUCCUCACAUGCCCUUGGGUGUUGGAGCUUAAAAUCGGGGUUUGGCCCUGGGAAGAAAAUACCCCCCUACCCACCCCGAGUUCAUGUCCUUAAUGUCAUAGGCCCAGGCAGUGAGACCAGCAGGGAGCCUCAGGGAUCGUUUGACUUAUGGGCUAAAAAAGAAAGGCUUGCCCCAGCCACAGGGCCCCUUCUCCGGGCCUUUGCUUCUCUAGAGCAAACUGGGGCUCAUUGUCUUUUCUCAGCUAAAAACAAAGUGUGGUUUCUCCAUGACCUCAUUGUCUAUAAUCCAAACCCAACAAUCCAGAUGAGCUGCUAGGGCUUCUCCGGGGAUCCCUGUUCCAAAAAAAAGUGGAUCUCAUUCAAUUCCGAUCGCUCAAUAAGUGAGCACCAAAGAACCGAGAAACUGGGCGGGCAAUUAAAAAAAGGAGGCGGGGGGGUUUCAUAUCUGUGCACCUACAUUUGGGGGGCAAUUUUAUGUAUCUGCAUUAAGAGUAUGUUUAGAACAUAAUUCUUUUGUUGUCUUGUUCGAGAAGCACCUUCCUUAUAUAGUUAUAAUAUAUAGUUUUUUGAAGUUGCAUUGCUUGUUUAUCAGACAAUUGAAUGUAGUAAUUCUGUUCUGGAUUUAAUUUGAGUAGGUUAAGAUGCAACACCAACUAACAAACAAACGAGAUAUUUACUUCUUUUAUAUACUUUUCAAGCUACCUUGUCAUGUAUGCAGUCAUUGAUGCCUAAGGCCUGGUGAUUGUUCAUUUAAAUGAAGAUCACAUUUCAUAUCAACUUUUAUAUCCACAGUAGACAAAAUAGCACUAAUCCAGAUGCCUAUUGUUGGAUAUCGAAUGAUAGACAAUCUUCUAUAGCAGAGAUUAUGCCUGAAAAGGAAAAUUAUUCAGGGCAGCUAAUUUCGCUUUUACCAAAAUAUCAGUAGUAAUAUUUUUGGAGAAUAGCCAAAGGGUCAGUGGGUUCUUUUUAAUGUUUAUACUUAGGUUUUCUUUUAAAAAAAAAUAAAAACAACAAAAAAAAAAACUUUAGGACUAUAGGUGAUGUAAUACCAGCUAAAUCCAAACAGUCGUACAGUGGAGGGUUUUACCAAUGUAAUUCUUCAUUUAAUGUGUUUGUAUUCAUGUUAAGAUACUACUACAUUUGAAAUGGGCAGAGGUUAUCAAGCGGCUGGAAUGUUAGCCCAGAGGUCUCAAAUCAUUUUAGAAUUCUCUUCUUAUUCUUAUGUGAAGUGCCACUAAUGGACAGCUGAUAUGUUCCAGCUGAUGUUACUAUUGGGUAGAGGGCAUACACUGGAGGACUAUUGCUUGUGGGUUUUCCCCACUCCGAGGCAAUGUAAGUUUCGAAAGACAUGAUUGAUCCACCUAGGGGGUGGGAGUAGGGUGGGAAAGUAGGUUCAGGGACUUGGAGAAUGUGAAAUAUAGUAAUAAGACUAUUGAAAGUAUUUUAAGACAGAUCAAUACUGACGCCUGAUGUAUGCAGCAGGGCUCAGUAUUCCACUUCUGUGCCGUAAGCCACAAAUAACUAGCUCUAAUUAACAGCCUUUUCUAAAAUGGUGCCUUGGGUUCUAGGGAAGAAAGAAUGCCACCAGCAGUACAGUUCAAGGAAUAGCUCUAUGGUCUGUGUUUAUUUUAACUGUUGCCUAGCUCUACGCUUGCUGUAAUGACUUUGUAAUGCUAUCAUGCAGCAAAAAGAGAAGCUAGGUCAUCCAAAGAGAAGACCCUAUGUAGGAUGUAAAAUCCAGACCCCAAGGAAGUGCAGUCUCUAAUUAGAUUUCCCUAAUACCCUUGCAAGUAUGUUUUACCAUGCCACACCCCAAGCCCUUUUGAACAAAUAAGGGACUUACUGAUAACUUACUUUUGAUCACACUAAGGUGUCUUCACGUGGAAAUGGUCAUUGACUGAGGCCAUUGGUUUUAAGCACCCCUAAAGGAAACUGAUUCUAAAUCCCUUCCUGUUCAUCCUUUCCAACUCCACGGUGGACAGUGGAUGCGGGGAACGAUCACCAGGACUGCAGUAAUGUCUAAUAAAAAUAUUCACCAGCAAAUCUGCUUGGGGGGAACUAAUCAUUUCGAAUGGUCAGUAGUAAAUACAGUAGCUUAUAAGGCAACCAUGAUUUCUUUGGUGAAAGUCUCGGGAAGUUGAUCCAGAUUUCACUGCAUCCUUCCUACAUUAACUCCCUGAAAACUUACUCUCUGCUGGGGCAAAUGAAUUCAACUAUGGUCCCAAAUAUCCAUCUAUUCAUUAGUGUGAUUAUGCUUUUUCUAACUGCAUUUCCUUUCCAUUUGAAUUAAAGUGCGGCCUCUUUUGAAGUCAUUUAAAAUUGUUUUCUAAGUAAUUGCUGCCUCUAUUAUGGCACUUCAAUUUUGCACUGUCUUUGAGAGAUUUAAGGAAAAAAUUCUAUUCUUUUUUUUUUUGCAUCCAAACGUGCCUGAAUUUUUUGAAUGUGUAAAUGUUGCUGUGUUCCAAAACCAUCCUAAGUGUGUUUGUACAGAGCUGUGCACCCCGGAAACAACAUACAGUCCCAUAAGCAGGUGCCUGAGACACGGACCCCUUUGCAUUCACAGAGAGGUCGUUAAUUACAUAGAGACUUGAAUUAAUAAGUGACAUUAUGCCAGUGUAUGUUCUCUCACAGCUUAUAAGCAAUGCCUUUCGUGCACUACAUAUUCUUCAGUGUAGAGCUCUUGUUUUAUGGGAAAAGGCCGCAACGCCAAAUUGUGUUUGAUGGAUUAACGUGCCCUUCUGCUGACGCCUACUAUUAUUGCUGUGAUUCCGUUUCUGUUGCAGCUUUGCUUUGUUUAAUGAAACACACUUGUAAACCUCUUUUGCACCUUACAAAAAAAGUACAAGAAUCCAGUGGGUUGCUCAAGCACCUGUAAGCAAUUUUCUCAACCUAUUUGAUGUUCAAAUAAAGAAGUAAACUGAAGACAAGAGGUUUGGUUUUUGUGAGUUUCACUUCUCAUUAAUGGCGCACCACUGACCACCUCAAACCAAAGUUAUCAAGUGUGUCUGUAGAACA
Molecule: messenger RNA, 6599 nt
Organism: Loxodonta africana (African savanna elephant)
Lineage: Eukaryota; Metazoa; Chordata; Mammalia; Proboscidea; Elephantidae
Gene: ESR1
Product: estrogen receptor 1
Exons: 9
Coding region: 537-2324 (595 amino acids)
Biological process (GO): cellular response to estrogen stimulus; regulation of transcription by RNA polymerase II; estrogen receptor signaling pathway
Cellular component (GO): chromatin; nucleus
Molecular function (GO): steroid binding; nuclear receptor activity; nuclear estrogen receptor activity
Source: RefSeq, a predicted model, not a curated record